Messenger RNA from Fusarium odoratissimum NRRL 54006, 1888 nucleotides. RefSeq lists its product as uncharacterized. The record is from RefSeq and is a predicted model, not a curated record. The coding region runs from base 466 to 1311 and encodes 281 amino acids. The transcript has 3 exons. Lineage: Eukaryota; Fungi; Ascomycota; Sordariomycetes; Hypocreales; Nectriaceae. Gene Ontology annotation, cellular component: plasma membrane. Gene Ontology annotation, molecular function: acetate transmembrane transporter activity.
UAAUGUUCAUCUUUUGCCCAAUUGAUACAUCUGAUGCCCCCCCAAAUCCGCAGCUGUUGUUGAUCUUGCGCCCCCCAUUCUAGACCCUUUCGACCCCAAAAAACCGACCCUGGCCAGACAGUUCUUCUCUCCACGCCCACGCCCUCGUCGUCGGGGCACUCCACCGUCACUCCACCUACGUACCCAUAUCACUCCACAGCACGUUCUCUGCGUGCCCUGUUCCUCCGUCUCCAGAACCUAAUUUGAUAUCUCUCUUCAAUUCCCGUGUUGAGUUUCUGCCCUGGUCUAGUCCUGCUUUAUAAAUCUGUCUUGUCUCCCGUUGUCACUUUCGAUCUCGUUGUUUUUCUUGCUAUUCAUCUCACGCUUGGUCAUUUAUAGACCGUCAUACUAUUUCUUGUCGACAGUCGAUACAUCACUUAUAGAACAUCACUUGGACUUCAGCAGUCCGCACCAACACUCUUCGCAAUGGCUCAACCAAUGCCCGAAUACCAACAACAAUUCUCCAACGAGUCCCCUCACGACUCUGAUAAGACUCUGGAGCGUCAGACAACUGCUGCCCAUCAACAAGCUCAUCCCCAUCUCUAUGCCCAUCCAUCAAAUAUCCAUCCCGCUUUCGGUGGUGCCCUGCAGCCAGGUCUCUGGAAGCCUGUUGAGCACCGCAAGUUCGCCAACCCAGCUCCUCUAGGACUAUGCGCUUUCGCCCUCACAACCUUUGUCCUAUCAUGCAUCAACAUGCACGUCCGUGGUGAAUCUUCACCUGCUAUUGCUAUUCCUGUGGCCUUUGGCUAUGGUGGUCUUGUUCAGCUUUGCGCUGGCAUGUGGGAAAUGGCCGUCGGAAACACAUUCGGUGCUACCGCCCUAUCAUCUUACGGAGGCUUCUGGAUCGCCUACGGUCUUCUCCUAACACCAACAUGGAACGUCCUCGGCGCCGAUGGUCCUUACGAGGGUGAUACUGGUUCCGUCAUGGGCUUCUUCCUGACUGGCUGGUGGAUCUUCACAACGCUUCUUCUCAUCUGCACCCUCAAGUCUACCCUCGCCUUCUUCUCCCUCUUCUUCUUCCUCGACAUCUGCUUCCUCUUGCUUGCAUGCGAGAACUAUGCUCACGACUUGGGCAACCACAGUGCUCAGCUUGCUCUUCAAAAGGCAGCUGGAUUGUUUGGGUUCUUGGCUGCAUUCAUGGCUUGGUACAAUGCCCUCGCCGGUCUCCAAGACAGCAGCAACUCCUUCUUCCAGGUUCCCGUCAUCCACUUCCCCUGGUCCGAUGAGGGUCGGGCACACCGUCACCACAAGGCCGAGCAAAACCUUGCUUAGACGUGCUUUGAUGAAGAUUUUGCAUUUCACGCGUUACGACUUGGAUUCUUAUAAAAUAGGGUGUAUACGUUCCCAAUUUCGGCGAACAGGUGGUUUGAGUCCGCUGCAUUGAAGGAGUUUUAGAAGGUCACUCGCUGUACCGGCCAGCGAUCGUUGGCUUUUGUAUUUACAACCGCCGCUGAAGCAUCGCGGCUCAUUAGAUGGUGGCUAGCAUGUGACAUAAUAAGCUUGGUACUGUACAUAUGGAAAAAAUGAGGAACCUCAUGUUCAACGUCUCGAAGUUGAUUGAUUGCACCUGUAAUCGAUUCACCAGCGCUACGAUGUUCUGAGAUCAAUGCAGGUAGUGGAGCGAACAGACGCCUGUGCCAGCUUCUGUAAACAGUUGCUAAAUGGCAGACUAUGCCUUGUGAGGCGCACUAGAAUCUCGAUCAUAGUCUCAAUCGUCAUAUGGACCAUGGUUCCUGCAGGUUCAUCGUACAGGCCACUUGAUGACAGCUACAAGGCACAAUGGGGAACUGUACUCAUCUGAGACUGAUCCUAGACCGAUAUGCUUUCUUUGUAAUGAUCUUCUUAACGU